Messenger RNA from Aspergillus sclerotioniger CBS 115572, 537 nucleotides. Its product is annotated as monothiol glutaredoxin GRX5. The coding region runs from base 1 to 537 and encodes 178 amino acids. The transcript has 2 exons. Lineage: Eukaryota; Fungi; Ascomycota; Eurotiomycetes; Eurotiales; Aspergillaceae. The record is from RefSeq and is a predicted model, not a curated record.
AUGUUUUCCAGGUCCUUGGGCUCAUCGGUGAGUACUGCGAAGCUAUUUCUGCUAUAUCUCAUUUUUGCCUCUUAUCGUUCGCGAGCUUAUGACAAAAUUCCCCAGACGUUUCGGCCGCUUUUCCGACAGCCUCAAGUUUUGCAGCCUAGAAUUACGGGCCUUCAGCUGCCAUCUAUUUUCCAUGCCCGGAAUUUAUCCUCUGAGACGCGAACAGCAAUUGACAAGGCUAUCGCAUCUGCGCCUGUCGUUCUUUUCAUGAAGGGCACUCCGGAAACGCCGCAGUGCGGGUUUUCACGAGCCAGUAUACAGAUUUUGGGAUUGCAGGGUGUAGAUCCGAAGAAAUUUGUUGCAUUCAAUGUGCUGGAGGACUCGGAACUACGUCAGGGCAUCAAAGAGUAUUCCGACUGGCCCACAAUCCCGCAAUUAUAUCUGGAUAAGGAAUUCAUCGGUGGCUGUGAUAUACUGAUGUCUAUGCAUCAGAAUGGGGACCUUGCUAAGCUUCUGGAGGAAAAGGAAGUCCUAGUGGCCGCCGACUAA